AUGGUUGGAUCUGCAUCGGAGACGUUGAGACGAGCCUCGAUUGCCUGCGUAGCCUGUAGGGAUCGAAGAGUCAAAUGUGACGGGGACGCUGGUAAACGAGGCGAACAAUGUUCGAAUUGUAGCACAUCUAAUCGGUCGUGUGUGUAUCGAUUUGAUGACCGUCGGAAGAGAUCAACAUCAAAAGCGUAUAUCCAAACCCUGCAAGAUCGAAUUGCCGCACUUGAGCAGAGCAGAACAUCUACCAAUCUAUUUCUAGGGAAUGGCGUACAUUCGGGUCAAUUGGACUUGGACUCAGUUCGGCUAAGCAACAAGCAGCAAAGCAAUGUCUCGACCAUAGAUGAAAACGCUGGGUUUGAGUGUCAUUCCGGAGGCCUUCCUAGAGCCGUCAAUCGAGUACCACUUAAUACGGAGUCUUUAACGAAAGACUUUGGACUUGGAAAACCAAACACUCAGAGACGAUUUAGCAACGGCAACUUGAACAAAGAUGAAAAUGGACAAUUACAUUUUUUUGGAUACUCUUCCAACCUUCAAAUCGUCUCAUUUCUACCAACAUCCCCUAUUUCAGCGAUAGCGGCCGAAUUACCAUCUGAUACAACGGAUGCCGAGACGGAACGACUCUCGGACUCGCAAGAAAUGAAGGAUCAUCUUAUUGGUCUCUAUUUCACAUAUCAGCAUCCUGCACUGCCUAUAUUAGACGAGGAGACCUUCCACGCAAACUACCGGAAAGAAUCCAAAUCUCAGUACUAUUCGCCAUUGCUGCUCUACUCUAUUCUCUUGAGAGCAUUACGUCUCAGUGAUAGAAAAGCUGCAACAGGACUUGGUGUCGUAUUUUUGAGGCGUGCCAAAGCCGAAUUGCUUGAUGAGCUUGAAAACCCUACUAUAGCCACCAUACAAGCUCUGUGCAUCUUUGGCCACUACCUGGGUAGCUUGGGCAAUGAUCGAUCCUGUUGGUUAUAUCCCGGUAUAUAUCUUCACACGUUUGCCCUGUGA
This is a messenger RNA of Lachnellula hyalina, 990 nucleotides long. Its product is annotated as Nitrogen assimilation transcription factor. Gene Ontology annotation, molecular function: DNA binding; zinc ion binding; DNA-binding transcription factor activity, RNA polymerase II-specific. The record is from RefSeq and is a predicted model, not a curated record. Gene Ontology annotation, biological process: regulation of DNA-templated transcription; DNA-templated transcription. Lineage: Eukaryota; Fungi; Ascomycota; Leotiomycetes; Helotiales; Lachnaceae. The transcript has 3 exons. Bases 1 to 990 code for a protein of 329 amino acids.